AGUUGUGACAUCAUCAGCCUGCCUCUCUGAUGCAGCCAAUCCGAGCAGGCUCUGUAUUCAUUAAUAGAAUACAUCACUUGCCGUGAUUGGCGCAUAUGACGUCCUACCAUUCUCUGCGCUGAUCAUCAGGGCACUGAUGAUCAGUGUGGCCCCAGCAGUGCCAGCUGUCAGUGUCCAUCAGUGCCACAUAUCCGUGCCUACCAGUGCACAUCAAUGCCACAUAUCAGUGCCCAUCUGAGCUGCCUUUCAGUGCCACCCAUCAGUGCCACCUAUCAGUGCUGCCAAUCAGUGCCACCUAUUAGUGCGCAUCAGUGCCGCCUAUCGGGUGCCAUGUAUCAGUGCUGCCUUUCAGUGCCCAUCAGUGAUGCCUGUCAAUGCCCAUCAGUGCCACCUAUCAGU
Messenger RNA from Staurois parvus, 399 nucleotides. The record is from the annotation of a GenBank genome assembly. Lineage: Eukaryota; Metazoa; Chordata; Amphibia; Anura; Ranidae.